GGAGGGGGACGGGGAGGCUGUCACCAACUCAACUCGGUCAGUCGGGUCAGUCAGUCAACAUUUUGCUACCGGCAGCAGCUUGACAGCUUGACAUAAUGGACAGCGACAGCAGUGAUUACAUGGUGGGGCAUCAUGAGGAAUGGGAUGAUACGCCGGGGCAAGAAUGCCAGCAGGCGGAAUCCCCAGAAAGCCAAAUUGAUUCUUUACGCCAUGAACUCAAGCAAACCAAAGAGCUUCUGAAGCACAUGGAGUGGCAUUGCCAUGUUUAUCGAAUGGCUCUACAGAAUGUACCAGGGGGAUUAGCAGCUUUGCACGAGGCACAUCAAGUGAUAGAAAAUGCAACUUCUCCUACAUGCAAUGCUUGCGAGAGAGACUCAAUGCUGAAACGGAUUCAAGAUCUUGAGAACAGUCAGGGUGGCUCUCCAAUUUUUCACUCCACCUACUCGAGAAAGGUACAGUUUAUUGUUGUCUGCAUUGAGAAGGUGUCAAUUAAUCUUUAUGACUGACUAUGCUCUCUGUUUGAAUCGUUUCUUUUUAGAAAAGAGAGGGGAGGAAAGAAAAACAACAAUGAAGAAUAGACAUGUCUUAUUUUAUUCAUGCAUUUUUAUUCUUUGUUAUUUGAGU
Molecule: messenger RNA, 624 nt
Organism: Thrips palmi
Lineage: Eukaryota; Metazoa; Arthropoda; Insecta; Thysanoptera; Thripidae
Exons: 2
Coding region: 96-506 (136 amino acids)
Source: RefSeq, a predicted model, not a curated record